AUGGAUUGCCUCAAUGAUAAGGGUUGCGUGUCGGGGGAAAGAAAUGCUCGCGGACGACGGGAGGUUGUCGCCACGAACACCGCGGACGAAGACGGUAGUAGUAGUAGUAGUGGUAGUAGUAGUAGUAGCAGCUAUGACGACUAUUCUUCGACAUCUCCCGACGGAUACACCGACGGCUCUAGUAUGACCGAUGACGAUGCGACGACCAGUUCUACUUCUUCUUCUUCUUCUGCAUCGUCAUCGUCUGGGGACGACGAUAGUGACACGCUAUGGUAUUGCCGCGACGAUGUAGGCGCUUACAACGACGGCGAGAGUAGCAGCGACGAUACCGGGGAUGAUGUACCAGCCACGAGACGUCGAGGGGACUCCCUUCUGUGGCGUUCACCUCGAGCAAGCAAGGGUGGACGACGUGGUGACACUACGGACUCGGCUAUCCCUCCGAUACCGCCACCCAAGCGUAUUUUGAAAAGGAAAUAA
Messenger RNA from Haliotis rubra (blacklip abalone), 477 nucleotides. Its product is annotated as osteocalcin 2-like. The coding region runs from base 1 to 477 and encodes 158 amino acids. Lineage: Eukaryota; Metazoa; Mollusca; Gastropoda; Lepetellida; Haliotidae. The transcript has a single exon. The record is from RefSeq and is a predicted model, not a curated record.